Molecule: messenger RNA, 909 nt
Organism: Saccoglossus kowalevskii
Lineage: Eukaryota; Metazoa; Hemichordata; Enteropneusta; Harrimaniidae
Biological process (GO): protein ubiquitination; Notch signaling pathway
Source: RefSeq, a predicted model, not a curated record
AUGGAAGAUGCCGUGAAUAAAUACGCUCCUAAUUUACGUAGUCUCGCAGAUAAACUUGAGAGAGCAGUGACGUCACUGAAAUCUUGUAAAGAAAAACAGGAACAAGCAAGAAAACAGCUCAAACGUAACCAAAUAUCAGUAGAACAAGAAGUUAAGCAACACGUAACUAACAUUAUUAAACGUGUAAAACAAGAAGAGCAGAGACUUCUUGCCAAGGUAACUGAGAUAUGUGGUAAGAGAGACAAAGAAUUACAGGCGCAGAUGGAACACAUUGAGUUAGAUUUAGGACGUGCAGAAAGUAUGCAGUCUUACGCUAUCAACUUUCUUCACCAUGGCAACUCAGCUGAUAUUCUAUCACAAAAACAGAAUUUAGAAGUUGGACUGACAGAGUUAGGACAUACAUCCCUAAUAACUCAGUAUGAAAUAGAGACGGACAUUAAAUUAACAUUUCAGGAAAGUGUUUCACCACAGACGUUAUCCAUCGGCGAAGUAAACUGUGAACGUACUGAGAGUUCCCCUCAAGGAAAGGUUGAAUGCAGUUCUAAAGUUAUCACUCCGAACAUGCCACAUGGUACAAUGAAUGUGGGCGGUCAUGGCAGUAAUUUCAUCACCAUCAAUUACAAUAUACCGGAUGGUGUUCAAGGGAGUGAACAUCCUAACCCUGGACAACCAUAUCGUGGUAUGCAGCUGACGGGAUGGCUGAAUAACAGUGAUGAAGGUCGGGAAUUGUUAAGAUUAUUGAAGAUUGCUUUUGAUCAUCGACUCACUUUUACCAUCGGUAAAGACAACACUGUCAUUGAGAAUGGUAUUACUCACAAGCAGUAUAAUCCAUUUUGGUUAACAUCUGGUGGAUGGAAUGAAUACUAUAGAAAAUUACGCAAACAACUUGCUGUUAAAGGAAUCAAAUAA